AUGUCAGAUUCACACAUUUGGAGUUUAUUAAAGAUGUCAGAGCUUAAAUAUGGGUUGAAAACUGAAAAAUUCCUCACACUUGGACAUAUCAAAAAGUACAAACUACAUAGGAUUUCAUGGAUUAGUCCGAACCCAGGAAUCCGGAAUCCGGAAUCUGCACCCAGGAACCCGGAAUCCGGACCAAAGAAUCCGAAAUCCGAACCCGGAAAUCCGGAAUCCGGGCCCAGGAAUCCGGAAUCCCAACUCGGGAAUCCGGAAUCCGGACCCAGGAAUCCGGAAUCCCAACUCGGGAACCCGGAAUUCGGACCCGGGAAUCCGGAAUCUGAACCCGGGAAUCCGGAAUCCGGACCCAGAAUUCCGGAUCCAGAUCCCUUCUCCGGUCCCCUCUCGGAAGCUCCGAGAAGGGAGUACUGA
Molecule: messenger RNA, 414 nt
Organism: Caenorhabditis briggsae
Lineage: Eukaryota; Metazoa; Nematoda; Chromadorea; Rhabditida; Rhabditidae
Exons: 3
Coding region: 1-414 (137 amino acids)
Source: RefSeq, a predicted model, not a curated record